AUGAUGCAAACUUUUAUAUCACAACGAAUUUGCUUCGGUUGUUCAAUUUUCUUAUUCCUCCUGGGAUCAAUAUUUUUAUAUGUACAUAUCUCCCGUUCUCAAAAUAUCCCGAACUUUUUGCGUAAACUCCCAUUUAAUGUGACGGAUUUGGGAAAUUUUGUUGUUUCACAACAACAAGAAUGCCCAAAAGAAAAUCCUCAUGCUAUUGGGAGUUUAAAAAUCGAGACUAAUGUGCCUACUUGGGAUUCCUUAAUGGAGAAAUACACAUCAUCACCCUCUCAACGUAAAAUUAUCCUUUCAAAAGGUGGCACCUAUUCACAACCCAGUUUAAACCCUGUGGUGAUCCACAAUGGAUCUAUUAGUUCCCACAAUUACACCGAUUCAUUGGAGAAAUACGUCGGAUUGUGGCAUCCAAAUGUAUGUGAUCCAACUGAAAAGCUGGCUGUUAUUGUCCCGUACCGAAAUCGUGAUAUUCAUUUGCGUAUGUUUUUAGGACAUAUGCAUGCUUUUCUGCGUAACCAACUGCUUAUGUAUACCAUUUUCGUUAUAAAUCAAGACGGUGAAACUCAUUUCAAUCGUGCCCUCCUUCUGAAUGUUGGGUUUAUCGAGUCGAAACGGGUUACAAAUUUUGACUGCUUCAUAUUUCAUGAUGUGGAUUUAUUGCCUGAAGACGAUCGAAAUUCAUAUCGUUGUGCCAACCAACCGAGACACCUAUCUGUUGCUGUGGACAAGUUUAACUACCGUCUUCCUUAUCUUACAAUUUUUGGCGGAGCUGUGGCGUUCACCAAGAAACAGUUUGAAAAGGUUGGGGGAUUUUCAAAUAUGUAUUUUGGAUGGGGUGGAGAAGAUGACGAUUUAUACGCUAGAGUAGUCUAUCAUAAUUACAGCGUUAUGCGUUACCCUGAAGAAAUCGCUCGUUACAGAAUGAUUAGUCAUAAGAAAGACCUAAAUAAUCCGGUCAAUCCUAAACGUAACGAACUUCUGAAGGAUGCAUCAAGUCGCUUUAAAACAGAUGAUUCAGCACAUUCCGAUUAUUUGUGCUGUCACAGAAUACUCCGUAUACGAAGAUCACAUCGUUCACCGAAUUCCCCAUGA
This is a messenger RNA of Schistosoma curassoni, 1095 nucleotides long. The record is from the annotation of a GenBank genome assembly. NCBI's taxonomy places the organism in Eukaryota, Metazoa, Platyhelminthes, Trematoda, Strigeidida, Schistosomatidae.